Molecule: messenger RNA, 762 nt
Organism: Aspergillus mulundensis
Lineage: Eukaryota; Fungi; Ascomycota; Eurotiomycetes; Eurotiales; Aspergillaceae
Exons: 1
Coding region: 1-762 (253 amino acids)
Source: RefSeq, a predicted model, not a curated record
AUGAAGCGAGCUGCCGCCGAGUCUCCAAUGCCAGAGUCGCGAGCACCUAAACGAGCUGAUACUGCUGCUGUAUCCACGAAGAGUGACUCCGAAUAUAAUAUCCAGGAGACGUCCAGAAAUGGCAGGGAGGAUGCUUCGCCGCCAAUGCCGACCUCGCAAUUUACCAAUGCUUUCCAGAUUGACAACGGCACUUUCGAGAUGUGCCUUGCGCCGGUGCCAUCAACGCAGCAUUCAAAUUCUUCACAAACUAGUGAGGACCAGUCCCCAAUCAGCUGGGGUAUGUCGGAGGGAGCUGUAACGGCACGGGAAUCCCCUGAAUCAACGCCACCAAUUUCAUGGUCGGUUUCACCUGUACUUCAACAACCUGAAUCUACGCCGCCAAAUCGCAGCCCGCAACAUUCCAUAUCGAGCAAGUUCCAAGCAGAUUGGAACACCUGCAUGAUGAGCAACUUGGGAGAGAUUCGAAAACUGGAGGAUGAAUUGACACAAACAAAAGCUUUGUUAGCGGACUCCGUGGCGGAAACAGCAAGAUUGAAAGACACCUUCCAAGCGGCCGUAAAUCAUGCGGUCAAGCUUCAAUCAAGCCUCGACGCUGAGACAGCAGAAAAUAAAAGAUAUGUCUGGCAGAUUGAGCAAUUGACGGGUGACAACCGCAAGAUGCAGGAGGAAUUGAAGCGAUUCAGUGAGAUUGCCGAGUCAUUGAAACAGUGGAAGCAAAAUGGGAUUUUGGAUGCGCUUACGCAGCAUGGUUCGGAGGAGUAG